AUGCCCAUUGCAGCAAGCAUGAGUGUCACCGCAUUUGACUCACCCACUGGCGGCCGAGGAGGUCUCAACGACUCAGCAGGAAAUAGAGAUGCUAUGACCGAUAACCAACAAGUGGACGGCGUGGGCGGCAAUGGGUGGGAUUCGACUGUUGGAAAAGCAGGCUUGGGAAAGACAGGACGCGUGAUUAAUCGUCUCGUGUCCGACAACGAAGCCUUAAAACGGGAUCUCAAAAUCGAAGCGCUGAAAGCUGAAGAAGCGAAACAGGCAGCACGUCUGCUUGAGGACAAAAUGGAACGCAUCAUCUCAGACUACGAGAGCCAGCUGUUCGAGGCCAGCGUGACCAAGACGUUGCUUGCACGCAAGGAACGGCAAGUCGAAAGCCUACAGGGCGUCGUCCAGCUCGAGAAGAAGCGGACCACCGACGCGCAAGAUCGCGAACGUACUUGGCGCGAGGAGAUGGAAAAAAUCAAAUCCGACUCCAAGCGGCAAGUUGAAGAGGCAACCGGACAUGCUGCGCUGAUGGAGGGCCGCUACAAUGCCAUCAGCAGCCACUGGCGCGACCAAGGCGAAACUGUCAAAAGGGCCGCUGCUCGCAUGGGCAAGGACGUCAAGGAGUUGUCUGAGGCGCGGCGGCAAGACGACGAAAAGAUCAACAUGCUCCGCGACCUCUGCGACCAACAGGACAGCAACAUCAAGCUUCUUAUACAGCAAAAGGAAGACAUUGCCCGCAAGUUUGCUGAAUACAAGAAAGAGCAAGAAAAUUUGCUGCACGACAUCAAGACGAAUGCUGCAAGGCGAGAGGCCGAGCAGGAGGGUACUCUGGAAGAAGCCCGCCAAGUCCUCGACAAGCUGAAGUGGUCACUCAACAUAAAAAAUACCAUCGACUGGGCUUCCUAA
This is a messenger RNA of Sporothrix brasiliensis 5110, 897 nucleotides long. RefSeq lists its product as uncharacterized. Lineage: Eukaryota; Fungi; Ascomycota; Sordariomycetes; Ophiostomatales; Ophiostomataceae. The coding region runs from base 1 to 897 and encodes 298 amino acids. The transcript has a single exon. The record is from RefSeq and is a predicted model, not a curated record.